GUUGGCCUCGACGCCGACUCUUAAACCUUGACCCAGCUCCAUUCUCUGCGUCACUCCUCGUCCAUUUGUACAUAUUUCUUCCUGCCACGUUCCAGGGAAAACUCCCGCCUGGUCCAUCCUCCGGUCCUCGGUCCUCGCCAUUUUUCCCACGUGUGCGACCCCGCAGCGUCGGGGCCAUCAAGUGCACCGUACCCUCAACACUGGGUCUAUCCAUAAACCUUUCAAUCAACGUCGGUCAAGAUGAUCGGAGGAUUCCUCUUCACCAGUACUAGGAUCUUCGAGAUCGUCACUCUUAUCCCCAUCAUUGGGAUGCUGUCAUGGUUCGUCAAUGGGUUCAAUCAAAACAACCAGCUCACUCCCAACUUCAUCCUCGUCCUCUUCAUCGUCUCGAUCCUAGCCUGCGCAUGGGCUCUUGCGACCCUGCUCCGCUUCAGCUCGACCCGACGGAAUGCGCUUUUUGUCGCCUUCAUUGACCUGUGCUUUGUCGGUGGCUUGAUCGCUGGAGUCUACUACCUGCGAGGCAUUAGUGGAGCCAACUGUUCCAACUUCUCCUCUGGUUCCAUCUAUAUCAAUCUUGGUCCAUUUGGCUUCUUUGGGCGCAGCAGCGGGUCCUCGUGGGCGGUCAACGUCAAUAGGAACUGCGCCAUGCUCAAGGCUUCGUUUGCCUUAGCAAUCAUCAACAUUAUCCUCUUUUUCUGGACAUUUUUCUUGGCCCUCUUCCUGCAUCGUCGUAAUAGUAUCAAGGAAGUCAGAAGGACUUCGCGACACAGCUCCAGGCGCGGUCAUAGAUCUCGCUCAGGAUCGAGGAGGGGCAGUACCCGUCGCAGUGUCUACGUCUAAGGUCAUGUCGAGCGUCAACUGUUCCAUCUCAACAACGAUGCGUCUAGCGAGCACACAUAUCGGAGCUUUACGAAUUUCCUUGCACUCUCACAGUGCGUUCUUGAUCUUCGUUUAAGAACAAUGUCUAAGUAUUUGAGCGAUCUGUUUAUUUGUUCCCUUUUGGGGAAAUCAUUUGGUGAUGUACCGCUGCUCAGCGCGGUAUCAAUGAGUUGGAAAGGCAAUGAGAUGGUUGGAAAUGAGGGGGAAAACGCCAUGAUCACGACCCCAGACAAGAAAUAAAAUCAUGAUUUACAUGUUC
Molecule: messenger RNA, 1138 nt
Organism: Exophiala mesophila
Lineage: Eukaryota; Fungi; Ascomycota; Eurotiomycetes; Chaetothyriales; Herpotrichiellaceae
Exons: 2
Coding region: 241-840 (199 amino acids)
Source: RefSeq, a predicted model, not a curated record